Messenger RNA from Pristis pectinata (smalltooth sawfish), 1242 nucleotides. Its product is annotated as schlafen-like protein 1. NCBI's taxonomy places the organism in Eukaryota, Metazoa, Chordata, Chondrichthyes, Rhinopristiformes, Pristidae. The record is from RefSeq and is a predicted model, not a curated record. Gene Ontology annotation, molecular function: RNA binding. The coding region runs from base 1 to 1242 and encodes 413 amino acids. The transcript has 3 exons.
AUGGAUGAUGACAAUGUCAGAGCUCCAUGUCUGUCACUGUUUGUGGGAAACUUAAAUCCUGAUUACUCCAAGGAGCUGCUGAGCUACAAACUGAAAGAUUUACUCACUACAGUUGACAUCGUCCUGCAACGACACGACAUAGAAGUCUUCAAGAAGCACAAGCGAGCCCAUGCAUUUAUACGGCUGAAAACAGACAGUGAAGUUCAAAAUGUCUUGAGGCAACUACAAGAUCCUGCCAUUUUGGAGCAAAACGAUAUGAAGGGGUUAGUAGUUAAAGGGAAAACAUUAAAAGUGGCCAAGGAUAUCCGUGAUUUUUCAGAAUACACCUUCGAUAAGAUAAUGGGCAGGAACUUACUUGUGCAUUUUGAUUAUUCCCAGAGCAGUUCUGCAGAUCCACUAAAACAGGAGUCCAACAGUCAACAACAAAAGGAUAAGAAGAGACCGGAUCAAACUCAGGAAACAUUAGGAGGGCCUGCAGGAAAAUCCAUCCAGCUGCCAAACAAAGUCAUUGACCACUUAACAACACCUCUGAUUGGGACAAAGUCAGACAGUGCCAUAAUUGGCGGGGAGAUCGCUGGACAGGAGCGGUUAUUUUACGGAGCGCUGAUGGGAAGUGAAACGAGGAACGUUGAAUUUAAGCGGGGGGGUGGAGAGUACCUGAACGUGACUCUUAAGAACCACGUUCGGAAAUACGUCUGUGCCUUUCUCAACAGCGAAGGGGGCAGUUUGUUUGUGGGCGUGAACGAUGACGGCACUGUGUGUGGAGUGGAAUGCAAUCACAAGGAUGAAGACCGGGUUAGACUACUGAUAGAUUCACUUCUGAAAGGCUUCAAACCACCACUCUUCCCAAAUUCCUACUCUAUCACCUUCCAUCCAGUUAUCAAGGAUGGAGAUAGCGGGAUGUUUCUGAAGGUUGUGAGAUUAACCGUCCAUCCUCCCAGUAAGGACGGUGAUAUUUUACUGUAUGAAACCGACCAAGGUGAAGUGUACAUACGCAGGGAUGGCAGUGUCCAAGGUCCACUAUCAGGAAGUUCCAUUCAGGAGUGGUGCAGACAGAAAUGGACAGCCGAAAUAAAGAAGCUUCAGGAUACAAUUGACACCUUGGUUAAGGAGGAACACCAUCUGCAGGAAGAGCUUCGCCAACAGCAGCAGUCCAUCCAGGAACUGCAGCAGCUGCAACAAGAGCUGCAGUCGAUGAACUCGGACAGGGUGGCCAUGUCAAAUCUCUGCUGCGUCAUCUGA